Messenger RNA from Lethenteron reissneri (Far Eastern brook lamprey), 5683 nucleotides. Its product is annotated as ubiquitin carboxyl-terminal hydrolase 44-like. Gene Ontology annotation, molecular function: cysteine-type deubiquitinase activity; zinc ion binding. The record is from RefSeq and is a predicted model, not a curated record. Gene Ontology annotation, biological process: protein deubiquitination. Lineage: Eukaryota; Metazoa; Chordata; Hyperoartia; Petromyzontiformes; Petromyzontidae.
AAUGUGGUGGUAGUGGUGUUGGGAAUAAUAAUGGUAGUGGUGGCUGCUAUGUUUGGAUCAUGAUGGUGGUGGUGGAUAUGAUGGUUGUUCUUAAGGUUAUAUAAUAGUUAUUGUGGUGGUCAUGAAAGUGUUACAGGCAUUUCUGUAUUAGUUGUUGUGGUGUUUGUGAUGGUGUGGUGGUCGUGGUGAGGUGAUGUCAGUGGUGUUGGGAACACUGGUGGUAGUGAUAGGUAACGGUGUUUUUCUCCGUAGUUUGAUGAGACUUUGAGUGUCGUAUUGACAGUGGUGGUGAUGGUCGUAGUGUCAGGAGUGGUAGUUGUAUUGAUGGUGUUAGUGGUUCUUAAAUAAUAAUACAAACUCAAACCCGCCCCGCUUAUUCCUCAUUUCGAUCCUCAGUCUACUUUCAAUAACUGCCCGAAUGUUUACCACACAAUUGCAUGUCUGUGUAAUACUAUAUAUUAGCAAUGAACAAUCAACAUAGUUACCAACCGUGUGCCCAGAGACAUGUGUUUUUUAAAAUAUAAUUUCGCAUUACUUGAUGCUGACAUUCACAAAAAAACACGGGACAAAAGUGGACAAAUCACGCAAAACAGAAUGGGGAGGGAGGCAAGGCGCAGGCUUUGAAUUGCGCCGAGAAACCGUAAAGAGGAACACGUGGAUUCGAUUUCUGUGUGCGUUUAGUUUGUUCUCCUUCCCACGCACCUCCGAUUGGCACGAUUGGUUCCGUACGGUGGUGCGACAAAAAUCUAGUUUCAACAUCCGUACGUACGUAAGAAAGCGAACAGACGUCGUAUUGGACAGAGAAGACAAGCGAGCCGACCUGGGAAGGACAAGUAACCUGGAAGAGAUGAUGAUGAUGGCCCGUGGUCGAAACUCAAGGCUCAAGCGACAAAUCAGAAGUCACACCCCGAUAAUAAAAAGCCACGAACACCACGGACAGAUAGAUCAAAUCCGGCUCGCGUUUGCGAAGGUCCUUGAUGGAUUGUUAAACAUCGCGGGUCCGUGAAGAACGGUGCGACUGCUUGCGGGAAGUCUUUAUUCAGCAGUGGAUUGAUAAUGAUUGAUGUUUGUUGAUAGUGGUGGUGGUGGGAGUAGUGUGGUGGUGUUAAGGGAUGAUUGUGGAGGUGACGGAUGUUGUUGCGGUGUGGGGGAAUGGUGGCGCAAGUGAUUGUCGCGAAUAUUUGAAACUGUUGUGGGAUUUCCCUAGAUCGACUCCGCCUUAAAUGAGUACAUGAGUGUGGUGUGUAAACAUUAGUGCUUGGGACACAAAUGUGACCGAGCGUGGUGUUGGCCACCCACCCCCUCUCGUGUGCAGUUCCGGCUUUCAAAAGGUGCUCGCAAAAAACCCUUUACAGCCUAUUAAAAUAUAUGGGGGGGGAUCUUUGUCAUGGUUAUAGUAGCUGGUAGUUGGUGGCGGCUGGGAUGUGAUUGUGGUGGUGGUACUGUUGGUUUUGUUGGUCGUGGUAGCGGCGUUUUUAUUGCUGGUGGAAGCGGUGAUUAUGGUGAUGAGUGGAUGUGCUGCGAGUGUUGGUACGGUGGUGUUGAAGCGGCUAGUUGUGGUAGCGGGUAGUGGUGUUGCCGGCAAUGGUGAUGCUGGUCGUGGUGCUUGUAUUUAUGACGGUGGUGGUAGUCGUGUCGGUGUUGAUGCUGCUGGCGGUGGUGGUAAUUGUAGUGUCGGUGUUGAAGCUGGUAGUCAUGGUAGCGGUGGUGGUAUUUAUAGCGGUGGUGGGACUGUUGAUAGUAGUGAUGGUGCUAGCUGGUAGUCGGGGUAGUGAUGGUGCUGGGAUAGUGAUGGUGCUUGUCGGUGGUGCUGAUGAAACUCGUAGUCGUGAUGGUGUUUAUGGUGCCGAAGCUGGUAGUUAUGGUAGUCGUGGUGAUGCUCGUGUCGGUGGUGCCGAUGGUGGCGUUGUUGAUGACGGCCACACCGACUUUGAUGUCCGCGAUUGCUCACAGACGCUCAGUUCCGCGUAACAAAACCUGACUCUUCUGGAGGACGCUGCAAAGGUGGGGGGGGGGCACGUGCCGGUGAAGGCGGCGGAAGCGGCGUCGUCGUCUUCCUCUUCGCGAUGGACAAGUGCCGCCACGUGUUCCGGCUGCGUCUCGCCCAGGACCACUCCAUCAUGAACCCGCAGAAGUGGCUGUGUGCCGAGUGCGGCACCACCGAGUCGGUGUGGGCCUGCCUCGGCUGCUCGCACGUCGCCUGCGGACGCUACAUCUCGGAGCACGCCCUCCUGCACUACCAGAACACAGGCCACCCGCUGGCGCUGGAGGUGAACGAGCUGCACGUGUACUGCUACGCGUGCGACGACUACGUCCUCAACGACAACGCGACGGGCGACCUGCGCCUACUGCGGUCCACGCUCAGCGCCGUCACGAGCCAGCGCUACCAGCUGACCACGCGCAGUGGCCGCACGCUCCGCUCGGGCACCGGCGACGAUGCACGGCCCAGCGAGCGGCGCGUGGAGGCCCAGCUGCGCGCCGAGGACCGCAUGUUUACCGCGCUGUGGCACCGGCGCCUGGCGUUGGCGCGCAAGGUGUUUGCGGCGUGGGCGGGACUCACGGCGAGCGGGCGGCGCCGUGCGCUGCACGAGUCGGACACCGCCCAGGAGCAACGGCGCCGCGAGGACGCGCAGAGGGAGCGGCAGGAGCGCAGGCGGCGACACAGAGAGGAGAUGUCCAGCCGGCCCCCGAGGAAGAGCCCUCGUCUGAGCAAUGUCGCGCAGCACCGCAACCACCGAGCGCCCGCGCCAACGCCAGCCGCCUUGCCUCCCCGUACCGGGGAGGCGGUCGCCAUGGCGAUGCUACUGACCCCUCUCCCGCCGUCGCCUGCCCCGGCGCUGCCUCCAGACGCACCGUCCCCUCCGCUGAAGCGCAGGCCGACGGUCACCCCCGGCGUGACGGGGCUACGCAACCUGGGCAACACGUGCUACAUGAACUCCAUCCUGCAGGUGCUGAGCCACCUGCAGGCGUUCCGCCAGUGCUUUCUGCUGCUCGACCUGAGCGGCGCCGGCUCCGACCCCGGUGCGACCUCGUGGCCUCUCGAGGGCGACGAUCCGACGGGCCCCCGGCGGCAGCGUCGCCAUGUGGGGCUGGCCCGCCAGCUCUCGGAGCAGUGCUACCGCGAGGCCACGGGGCUGGGGCAGGCGGCGGCCACCGUCACGGACAGCGCCAGACGUGAGAGCCGCAGGGCCGGGCUGAGCGGCGGGGGUGGCGCAGAGAGAGUGACGCACGGGCAGCAGCAGCAGGUGCACGGGCAGCAGCAGCAGCAGCGGGAGGAGGAAGAGGAGGAGCGCGUGUCUCUCUGUCACGAGUUGCACACGCUCUUCAGGGUCAUGUGGUCCGGGAAGUGGGCGCUAGUGUCGCCCUACGCGAUGCUGCACUCGGUGUGGCGCCUCGUGCCGUCGUUCAAGGGCUAUGCGCAGCAGGACGCUCAGGAGUUCCUGUGCGAGCUGCUUGACAAGGUGCUUCAGGAGCUGGAGGCGGCGGCAGCGGCUGCGGCAUCAUCCUCUUCCGCCGGGCCCGGCUCCCCAGUGUCGCCGGUGUCACCAGUGUUGCCAUGGCCUCCGGGGCCGCCCCACGCCAACGCGGCGCCCGUGUCCCCGUUCCCACGCCUCCCGCCAUCACCGCUCUCCCAGCGGAAGCUCGUCCGCCAGGUGCUACGGGUGGUGGCGAGCAUCUUCCAGGGGGAGCUGCUGAGCCAGGUGACGUGCCUGUCAUGCGCGCAUACGUCACGGAGGAAUGAGCUAUUCUGGGACCUCUCGCUCGACUUCCCCGAGCGCUACCACGGCCUGGUCAAGGCAGUGGAGAGCGAUGGUGGUGGCAGCAGUGGCUGCAGCACUGGUGGCAGCGGUGCUGGUGGCAGCACGAACGGCGGCUGCACCCUCACCGAGAUGCUCGCCAAGUUCACCGAGACAGAGGCACUGGAUGGCGGGAAAGUGUACUCCUGCGACACGUGCAACGGCCGGCGACGUCGCUCCUCCUCCAAGCAGCCGAUACUCACCGAGGCGCAAAAGCAACUGUUGGUGCACAGACUGCCGCGCGUGCUACGCCUGCAUCUCAAGCGCUUCAGGUGGUCAGGCCGAAAUCACCGCGAGAAGAUUGGCGUGCACGUGGCGUUUGAGCAGCGACUCUGCAUGACGCCGUACUGCAGCCAUGACGGUGGUGGCGGCGGCGGCGGCGGCGGUGGUGCCGACCCCAGCACAUACGACCUCUCAGCCGUGGUGAUGCAUCACGGGCGAGGCUUCGGCUCGGGACACUACACGGCGUACUGCUACAACGCCGAGGGCGGCUUCUGGGUGCACUGCAACGACUCGCGGCUGGACGUGGUGUCCGUGGCGGAGGUUUGCCGUGCCCAGGCCUACAUCCUCUUCUACACGCGGUGCCGUGCCGGCGGCUCCCAGGCUCCCGCGUGCCCCUCCAGCGUCCCCGCCAUGUCCCCCCACGCCCCCCCCAACCGCGCCACCAACACUGCCGGGAGGAGGCGCAGGCGGAGGCUCGACCUCUCAUGAGCUCUCGUGCUCGCAGGACAAGACUCUCGUGCACCCGUGCACGCACGACCAAGAAAAGCCUUAUACAGGUGACCUCGCCGUCAGCUGGAAAUGUCUGUGACACUAAAAGCCCUCUUGCUCCAAAGCCAGCCUUGCCUGGUCUCUUCUGUACCUGCUGUCUGUUUUACAUCCGGUUCACAGCUCGUUGUUUGCAAUGAUGAUAUUUUUUUAUUCAGUCGCCAUACCUGCAGGACCUCGCGUUGUGCCGUGGAAUGGCUCCCCGGAAGAUGUUUCUUUCAUGGGCCCCUCUAACCCUAAACUGGAAUUCACACAAUUAUGCACUGUGCCGACUGAUUUUAAUGGAAUGAAUAUGUCCUCAGGGCCGGAAUAUGCAAAAUCAAGGCAAUAAAAGAAACAUUUUAUAUUACGAUUUAUUAAUGAAUUCGUUGAUGGCUGACUAUGAGCUCACCGCAUAUGAGAUUCAUUCACCGGCAGCUGCCCGCAUUCAAACUAAUGAUCCCGACAGUGCCUGCUCUGUGCUUUGACGAGGCCGGUAUGGAGUCGUCUUGAGUCUCUUCGCCACAAGUCAUUAUCAACGACGCUUCCCAUCCCGCGCCGCCGGGGGCCCCCAUGUGGCCGUGACGUAAAUUCACUGGCCACGUUUCACGAGAUCCGCGAGGAGAGGGCCACGCCUCCUAAGCCGACGGCCGAGUCGCGCUGACGUCGCUGCGUUUGGUCCACGGCUGCAAAGCGCGGUCGUCCUCGCCUUGCUGCGCCGUGUUUUUUGCUCCAGAACUUCGAGCCGCCCCACCGCGUGGGAAUCUGGUCCAAGAUUAUAUAUUAAACUAAAACGCCAGCCUCGUGUUUCAGUUGUGCUUCGUUGUCGCCGUGUUGCCGCUUGUUUUUGUUUAAACGAACUGCACGAUGUUUAAUUGGCGUUUAUAGAUUUUGGGAGAGAGAGCGAUUUUGUUUUUUUACAAAGUGCGAACGCACAAUACUAUUUUGUGUAAUUUUUUUUAAACAUGGAAGUGCCCUGCUGUGUAAAUAUGUACGGCCCACGGUUACCAGCAGUCGUGCGCUCGAUUGCCUCAGCUCAGGACCCCGCGCUCGCGCUCUUGUUAUUAGCAGGAGAAAAAGCUUUAAUGCGCGAGCAUUUAUUAUCGUGUUUUAGUAUUAAACAUGAGAGAGAGGAGGAG